Alternaria atra is the source of this 1365-nucleotide messenger RNA. RefSeq lists its product as uncharacterized. The record is from RefSeq and is a predicted model, not a curated record. Bases 1 to 1365 code for a protein of 454 amino acids. The transcript has a single exon. NCBI's taxonomy places the organism in Eukaryota, Fungi, Ascomycota, Dothideomycetes, Pleosporales, Pleosporaceae. Gene Ontology annotation, molecular function: protein binding.
AUGGACUCUACGCGGUCAACCCCACCCAAAAGAAGACGCGACGAUGAAGACGGCUCCGAUGACGAACGACCGCGCAAACGCUCCGCUUCCCAUGAGCCGCCCAAUGCCUCACCAAGCUACAGGAUAGCGGAACGACCCGCGCGCCGGUAUAGCAGAGGUGACAGCGAAGAGGAGCAACGCGAGUACAGAGACAGGCGGCCUUCAUACUCACCCUCGCCAUCACGGUCACGACGUUCAAGCUCCUCAUCCUCCUCGCGGCGGCGCCACACUUCCUCGCGCUCGAAACCUACCUCCCUGCACUAUGCGCCUACGCUCAUCCUGCGCGGCCACAAGAAAGCCAUAUCCUGCGUCAAAUUCUCCCCAGAUGGCCGCUACAUCGCCUCUGCGUCCGCCGACUGCACAAUCAAGAUUUGGGACGCCAGGACAGGAGCACUCGAACACACGCUUGAAGGCCACCUCGCCGGUAUCAGCACAAUAUGCUGGUCUCUGGAUUCCAAGAUCCUGGCCAGUGGCUCAGACGACAAGAGCAUACGGCUAUGGGAUACAACAACCGGACUAGCACAUCCAACCCCUUUCAUUGGUCACCACAACUACGUCUACAGCAUAGCCUUCAGCCCCAAAGGCAACAUGCUCGUCUCCGGCUCCUACGAUGAGGCAGUCUACCUCUGGGAUGUGCGCGCCGCCCGAGUAAUGCGCUCUCUCCCCGCUCACUCCGACCCCGUCGGCGGUGUAGAUUUUGUCCGUGACGGCACUCUCAUCGUCUCGUGUUCCCACGAUGGCCUGAUCCGCGUCUGGGACACAGCAACAGGCCAAUGUCUACGCACCCUCGUCCACGAAGACAAUGCCUCCGUCUCCUCCGUCAUCUUCUCUCCAAACGGGAAAUACAUCUUGGCCUGGACCCUAGACUCAUGCAUCCGCCUCUGGAACUACAUUGAAGGAAAGGGGAAAUGUGUCAAGACGUAUCAAGGUCAUGUCAACAAGCAAUAUUCGCUUUCCGGAGCCUUUGGCACGUAUGGCGAGACGGAGACUGGGCAGGAAUAUGCAUUUAUUGCGUCUGGAGAUGAAGAGGGGCAGGUUGUGCUGUGGGAUGUUGGUAGUAAGAAUGUGCUGCAGAGGUUAGAAGGACACACCGAUGCGGUGCUUUCUGUGCAUACGCAUCCCACCGAGAAGCUGAUUGUUAGUGCGGGGUUGGAUCGCACGAUUAGGUUGUGGAGACCGACGGAGAGGAAAGAGAUCAGUGCAGUGAAGACGGAUGAGGGGGAGGACAAGGUGAAUGGCGCGGGGCAUGAGCCUGUUGUUAAUGGGGUUAAAGAGGAAACGGAUAGGGCCGAUUCUCUUCCGCCUAAUCCCUUCGCCGAGGACUGA